This is a messenger RNA of Orbicella faveolata, 1878 nucleotides long. Its product is annotated as collagen alpha-1(XXII) chain-like. Lineage: Eukaryota; Metazoa; Cnidaria; Anthozoa; Scleractinia; Merulinidae. The record is from RefSeq and is a predicted model, not a curated record.
AAAUGCUAGGUUGGUUUAUGUUAAACAAUUGCAUUUGGGGGUACACUUAGGUGGCAAAUAUUUAUGGCAUUGCUUACUAACCGCAUACAAAUGUUUCUUAUGUUUUAUUAUUCACAACAGCACUAACUGUAAAAUUAUACACGAUCAGAUGGCUUUCUUCAGGCUAACGUCAUGUAAAGCCACGCCUGCACACUGGAGCCUUCGCUACCCACACCUGCUGCUUAAAUAAGUUGACGCUAAGUGUUUCCAGAAGUGUCGACAAAGAGAUAAAAGGCUAAGCGUAAAUUAAUCACGCGAGAGAACAGGCUGGCCUUCAAAGGUUGAGGUCCUUCAGGCACUCUGCUAGUUGAGCGUACAGUCCAUCAAUCAAGCACCACACCAAGCAAGCACCUUCAAAAUGUUGAAAUUGUUGCUGAUCGUGAUGCUGUCGCUGCAUUUCGCAGAGAAGCGUUCUUCCGCCUACAUCUGGGAACGUACCAAGAGGACAGGAUUGGAUCCCUGGGCGCGAUACCAGCGGGUGCCGCCCGCGCACGAAACUGCCGACAAGCUAAUGAAGUAUUUCUUGGGCAUUGAUCAGAGAGUCAUACGACAGAUGAGAAGAAGAAAUCGCAGGUCUGUAGAAGGGUCUAUGCCAAGGCUAUACGCACAUUUUGAUGCCAUAUUCGUUAUUGACUCCUCCGCAUCCAUUCUGCCUAAAGAUUUCCAACGGACACUGAAAGCCCUGCAACUUCUGACUGGAAAAGCUCAGAGAGAGAGGCGGUACGCGGCCGUUACUUUCUCCUACAACGCUACCGUCCGUUUUAAUUUCACGUCAAGACGAGACACCGUUGGAAAGCUAGGAGAGAUACCUUUCGAAGCUGGCAUGACAAACACCCAGAAGGCGUUUGAAAUAUGCCGAAAAGAACUGAUUUUAAAUCGUGGAAGCGGCGCUCGACCCGGAUACAGAAAGCGCGUCCUAAUUGUAACUGACGGACAGUCUAACGUACAAAAACAAAAGACUUUAUUUGAAGCGUUUAAGGUCAAGCUCACAGGUACACAAAUCUUCGUUAUUGCAGUAGGAAAGUACCUCAAGGGUAUCUCUGAAAUCGUUGGGCUCGCGAGCUCUACAGAUGCCCAUCUUUACCGAGUGGCUAAUGUGAACGGACUUCUGCGUGUCGUCAGGCUAAUUCCACCAUGGCAUAUGAUAGAGAACUACAUUCGUCGCUCGUGGCUAAAUGGAAUGUUACGACCUCAGUUCUGACUCUGUGGAUCAGCAGUGGGUCUCGCGCAGACUGCAUUCAAGAAAAAAGACUACGAACUGCAACCGGCUAAAAAACAAUUGCAUUGCUUGUUGUACUAAGUUAAAUACGCUGUGUACAUGAUAAAUUAAAGAGUUGCCUAGGGUAUAGGCUUAACUAUUGGCUAUCGAACUUACUAGUCAUAGACACGUAAGUCAUUGAAACCAGAUCAGGGACGUCAGCACAACUUGGAAUUAUCAAGAACGAACUUGCAACAAAUAUUGGUGGCAAAUGCACCCACGGUGUAGAUAUGAAAAGUUACAAAAUAAUGUUUCGAAAGGGCAAGUAUAAAUUUACUUAUAUUGAUAAAACGUCAGGAGCAUGUUUUAUCUUGGAUUUUCUGUGAAUGACUUUUGAAACGAUCAAAGUUACGUUUAAGUAUAGGUAGUUUAUAGAUUUCAAGAGACAACAAAUUAUUCGGCGCACUAUGUUUUGCAUGGUAGCUAAUAUGCGGUUGAAAUGGUCGCAAGGCCAUUUAAGCGUACAAUGAAACCCUCAGGCGGUUAAAGGCUAGAAUAUGCAUUUUUCAUUACAAAGCUUGAUUUGUGCAAGUGUACCUGCUGGAAACGUAAAUUAAAGGUCCAUUCAUGAAGGAACGAGA